GUCACCCAGCCCCACAGAGGAACAGCUAAACAAAUUACGAGCGACACCGGAGCAAGUUACAGCCAGGUUCAGCUUGGAAGUUAAUCCCCUUUAUAAGCCGUUCUUGACAGGGAGUGGUAAACGGUAUUAUGCCGGAAGAAAUGGUGCUCUGCGGCACGGCCAGCUUCAAGGACGUUGACAAGGGCGAGCCGACGAGCGGCGGAGGCAAGCAGGCGCAGAGGAAGGAGAAGAAGAAGCCGGGCGCCGGGAAGAAGGAGAACCCGUACGCGUCGCGCGGGCUCGACAAGUUCUCCAUGGUGCUCGCGGAGCUCGAGUCCCGGCGGGAGAAGGUCCUGCGCCGCGUCGACGGCGGCGACCAUGUCAUGGUCCGGUUCGUGCAGUCCGAGACCAAGGGCUGGGUGCCCAUCGUCGUCAAGCUGCCCGCGGAAGAGCCCGCCGCCAAGGCCGAGCCCAAGAAGAAGUGCAAGUUCAAGCUGGCCGUCUCGCCCACGCCUCCGCCCACGCAGCCGCCGUCGCCGCGGACGGAGUCCACCAGCCCGAGAGGAGGAGACGACGCCGUCAUGCACGUCGCGGCUGCGACGGCGCCGGCUGUCGCCGCGGCGCCGGCGAAGAAGAAGGCUUCGGCCGCCGGGAGGUGGCCGUGGGCGGACAAGGCGAUCAGGCCGAGCCAGUACUGGCCGUUCGUGGCGAUGCUGCUGCUGGUGAGCCUGGUCGUGUUCGGGAGGAUGUUCGCCAUCUGCUGCACCUCCAUCUGGUGGUACCUCGUGCCCAUCUUGAACGGCGAGGAUGGAGGACCGAGAUCCAUGGGCAAGACCGGCAGGCAUCUCGGCAAGAAGGCGAGCGACAAGAAGAUCGGCGAGAAGAUUACUUGGGCGUCAUUGCCUCCUUCACAUGGCAAGAAGGGCAGCUCCGGCGACCAUGAGAUGAUUUCGCCUAGAGGAUCACAUGGCAAGAAGAGCAGCUCCGGCGACCAUGAGGUGAUCUCGCCCAGAUCACAUGGCAAGAAAAGUAGUAGCUCCGGCGACCACGACGUGAUUUCACCCAGAAGCCAUGCACAUGGGAAGAAAGGGUAAUUCGCACUUAGAAGGUCGUGUUGUAAAUAGUCGUCAAACAGAGUGGCCAGAAAGAUCAAAUUUCAGGUUUUAUCUUUCCUACCGUUCUCCGGUUUUUGUUGUUCUUUUUCUAAGGAAAAAAGAGCUGAUUGUAGAUUUGUAAUGCAUGGAAGUGUCCAUGUACACCAGAUCAGCCCCUUCAUGUGUGGCUACUCAAACAAAGUGUUCAGAAA
Messenger RNA from Triticum dicoccoides, 1285 nucleotides. RefSeq lists its product as uncharacterized. Bases 129 to 1073 code for a protein of 314 amino acids. NCBI's taxonomy places the organism in Eukaryota, Viridiplantae, Streptophyta, Magnoliopsida, Poales, Poaceae. The transcript has a single exon. The record is from RefSeq and is a predicted model, not a curated record.